Molecule: messenger RNA, 1599 nt
Organism: Verticillium alfalfae VaMs.102
Lineage: Eukaryota; Fungi; Ascomycota; Sordariomycetes; Glomerellales; Plectosphaerellaceae
Product: C6 zinc finger domain-containing protein
Exons: 3
Coding region: 1-1599 (532 amino acids)
Biological process (GO): regulation of transcription by RNA polymerase II; DNA-templated transcription
Cellular component (GO): nucleus
Molecular function (GO): DNA-binding transcription activator activity, RNA polymerase II-specific; RNA polymerase II cis-regulatory region sequence-specific DNA binding; zinc ion binding
Source: RefSeq, a predicted model, not a curated record
AUGCAGGAGACGGCUGACGAGUGGCUGCGCCCCGCCGCGGCGCACGACCUCAAGGACCGCAAGAAGAGAAAGGAGGACCGCGAGCGCCUGUUCCUCGAGCGCGACCUCGAGCUCGAGGCCCUCGUGCCGCCGCGUGCCGAGACGGACGCCCUCGUCGAGGUCUACCUGAGCCAGUUUGAGCAGGUCCACCGCAUCGUCCACAUUCCCACCUUCCGCCGUGAGUACGCCCGCUUCUGGGAGAACGCGGCCGACGAGAGCCGCCAUGCCGCCUUCACCGCCAUGCUGCUCGCCAUGAUCGCCAUCGCCAACUGCCUCCACACCCACGACAGGCCGCGCUUCACCGGCAUGCUCUCCAACGCCCACAACACGGCCCACAAGUGGAUCGAGGUCGUCGAGCGCUGGCAGGCGCGCCAGAGCAUGAAGCACCGCCGCCUCAUCCACUACCAGAUCGCCUGCCUCCUCUACCUCGGCAAGCGCAUCAACACGGUCAAGAAGAAGCGCUUCUGGACCAACUCGGGCGCCCUCAUCCAGGACGGCAUCUCGGUCGGCCUGCACCGCGACCCCGGCCACAUGGGCGGCCGCAUCUCGCUCUACAACCAGGAGAUGCGCGCCGCAUCUGGGCCACCCCAGCUGCACUACGACGUCGGCGCGCCGCGGAACCUCGACGACGAGGACUUUGACGAGGAGACGACCCAGCUGCCGCCGUCCAAGCCCGCCAAGGACUACACCUACUCGUCCUACCAGAACCUCGCCCGCCAGAGCCUGCCGCUGCGCAUGGAGCUCAGCCGCCUCCUCUGCGGCCCGCCCGGCGACCUCGACUACGAGCAGGUCAUCCGCUUCACCAACGACAUCACGCGCGAGAUCGACUCGCUGCCGUCGUGGGAGACGGACGGCGCCAACAGCCAGAACGGCAAGCGGCCCCUGCUCGCCUACACGCUCCUCCACAUUCAGCUGCGCCAGUACAUCAUCCCCCUGCACCAGCGCUUCAUCAAGCUCCGCAAGGCCAACCCCAAGUACCAGUACUCGGAGAUCAUCUACUACAACGCCGCCCGCGACAUCGUCCUCCUCCACGACAAGCUCUACGACCAGGGCGUGCGCUGCCUCAACUUCUUGCGCGAGGACGCCCUCACGACGGCGGUCAACCUCUGCAAGGUCACCAUGCUGCAGCCCCGCGGCUCGACGCACAUGAUCAUGAUCAACUCGGCCCACACGGUCAAGCUGCUCGAGCGCUGCCUCGUCAUGAAGGAAGACCGCCUCAUGCGGUGCGGCAACAACGAGCCCUGGGGCUACUCCAUCAUGUGCGCCGCCCUCGGCCUGCUCGAGGUCCAUCUCACCAUCAAGACGGCCGAGCAAGCCAAGGCCGCGUCGGCCGAGCGUUUCGUCAACCUGCACUACAAGCUCCUCUCAUAUCAGGACCCGCCCAUGUCCUCCACAUCCUCGGCAUCGGCGUCGGCCGCCGCCUCAGCAAACGAGGCAGCGCGGCUGCCGGGCCUCGAAGUGCCCGAGCGGGCCAAGUCCGUCACGCCCUUCUCAUUCCCCGGUUCCCGGCCUCGCAGGCAGCGCGCUGGUCUCGCGGAGGCCCUGCCGCCAUGCCCAUGA